Messenger RNA from Clupea harengus (Atlantic herring), 1973 nucleotides. RefSeq names its product BCL2 interacting protein 1a (gene bnip1a). Lineage: Eukaryota; Metazoa; Chordata; Actinopteri; Clupeiformes; Clupeidae. The record is from RefSeq and is a predicted model, not a curated record. Gene Ontology annotation, molecular function: SNAP receptor activity. Gene Ontology annotation, biological process: retrograde vesicle-mediated transport, Golgi to endoplasmic reticulum. Gene Ontology annotation, cellular component: SNARE complex; endoplasmic reticulum.
GUUCUGCGUUUGGUGGUUGUCGUAGGCUCUCCUCUCGACUUGCCGUAGUCAGUCGUUCACAAUGGCGGCCACCACAGAUGUCCACGUAAGAGUAUGUGAACAAGAAAUAAUCAAAUAUGAUUUGGAAAUUAAAGCGAUUAUUCAGGAUGUUGCUGAAUGCAAUGGCCCUCAGAGUACUCUAACCGAGCUCAACUACAAAGUGAAGGAGAAAUUCAGCUUCCUCCGCCAGCGGAUACAGGAUCUGGAACAAAUGGGCAAAGAACAGGACAGAGAUUCGGACAGGCACUCCAUGCUGAAGCAAGUUGAAGGACAUCGCAAGCAGAUGCUCAGUAAUCAGACAGCAUGGAGAAAGGCUAACCUGGCCAGCAAGAUGUCCAUUGACAGUCUGGAGAAGGAGGAGCUGCUCCAUGGUGGAGAUACCUCACUAAGACAGAGGAAAAUGACCAAAGAGAGUAUGGCCCAGACGUCCAGUGACAUCACCGAGAGCCUGAUGAGCAUCAGCCGCAUGAUGUCACAGCAGGUGAACCAGAGCGAGGAAACCAUAACCACUCUGGCCACGUCCUCCAGAACGGUGCUGGAGACCAACGAGGAGUUCAAGGCCAUGACCGGGACCAUUCAGCUGGGCCGCAAGCUCAUCACCAAGUACAACCGGCGCGAGCUCACCGACAAGCUGCUCAUCUUCCUGGCAAUCGCGCUCUUUCUGGCCACGGUGUUGUACAUUCUGAAAAAAAGACUCUUCCCUUUCCUGUGAGCAGUAUGCCUUUCCAAAAGACACUAAAACACACACGCGCAUACGCACACACACACACACACACACUCACAAGACAAAACAAAAGAACCUCUAAUCCGACUGAUUUUUAAACUGUAAUCAUGUGGACGCAACAACCGCACUUUACCGUUUAGUCCCUCUUCUCUCUCUGAUUUCCUUUUGAUGUGUUUUGACUGUGAUGCAUACUUCAGUGACCUGCUAACUACAACAAGCCCCGCGGAAUCCAUCAAGAACUGACCUCAUGUAACUCUGAAUCUCCUCCUCCGCCAUACUCCUGCACAGUCUUAUCUGCCGAUUAAGUAAUCAUACACCAGUAUUGUUUACUUUUUGCUCCCUCUUUUCUUUCACAUUUCAACAGCUUUUCUAUUCAUUCAAACUAUUAGUUAUCCUUAUCCUAGCAAAACGUUGUAAAUGUUGAAUAAUACAAAAGCAAGUAAGAUUGAUUAACAACAUAAAAACUAGCAAAAAAUUGCUAUUCAGCUGCAGUGACAUCAUACAGUGUUGUAAAAGCAGUCUUGUCUGUAUUUAAAUGCGGUUGGGACUACACAAAAACCGACUGAAGAUUCUUUUUUUUUUCAUGUUUAAUUACUUAUCUGGCUUAAAUUAUUAUGUUUGUCACUCUACUGGAUGUCAGUGUGGUGUAUCGAUUGUUUGUGCAUAGAUUUAGAAAUGAGUGUUGGGAUAAUGGCUACACCAAGUUUCUUUGCUCUCUGCAUUCAAGCUAUUGAAACCCUUAUGGUGACACAAGCACUGUGUACAGCUUCAGAGAAAAACCUAACGCCUCUGAACCUUAUCCUCAGAUGGGAAUCAUUUAAGGCUCUUCCUAGAAUUCUCUGGGGAUGAGCUAAAGGUUCCCAAAAGGUUGCCUACAGUCCAUUUAUUUUCUUUAGUGUGUAGGUGGACUUCUGGGUCAUAAACAUCCCAAACACCACCAUGGCAUUAUAACCCAGGACUGUGCCACGCCAGGUCAAGAGCAGGUCCUUGUCCAGCGUCGGCCUGUAUUCGAGACUGUAUUUGGCACAGCUGUGGGUUUCUUUAGUCGUUGAAAAGGAAAACUGGAGUCAAACUUAAGAUCAUUAUGGCAGCAGUUGUGCUUGACUUUUGCCUUGACUUGGCAGGAUGAAAUGGUGUAAUCAUGAGCGAGAAAAAAAAUCUCCGAAUGUGGCUGUCCAUUCACCAAAUAAAACCCCCAUCCUGUGUCUCA